Messenger RNA from Zophobas morio, 881 nucleotides. RefSeq lists its product as uncharacterized. NCBI's taxonomy places the organism in Eukaryota, Metazoa, Arthropoda, Insecta, Coleoptera, Tenebrionidae. The record is from RefSeq and is a predicted model, not a curated record. The coding region runs from base 86 to 301 and encodes 71 amino acids. The transcript is spliced from 3 exons.
CUUUCAUUUCAUUGGCAAGUUUCACUUUUCAUCAGUUUGUCUCUCCACUUCGAAGAGAACAAGUGUUAAAAAUACAUCCUGUACCAUGAAUAAAUAUGCAUGUUGUUUGGUUGUGCUGAUUAGCUUGAUAACAAUAUCAUCUGCGAUUCAACCACGUGCACCAAAUUUCCAAUAUUUUGAAAGACCGAAAUAUCGAUAUCCUUAUUACGAUGAGAAUGGAGUUGGACGUCUUUUAUACGGAUAUGGGGAUGACAAACUUUAUCAGUACAAAACAUUCACCCCACUGGAGGGUAUACACUGAAAGAUAUUUUGUUGUAUGUAACGUAAUUUUUGCAAAUCCCAGAUGAUACAUUUUCUAGAAAAAUGAAUAUGAAUGAUCACUGCAAUAAACCAAAAUACACGAAUUUUGACCACUUUGAUUUUUGAUGUAAUAAGUAAUAACUGCUAAAAUUACACAUAAUAAAAACUCGAAUAAUUAUUGUUAUGAUGGAAUAAUACGUUAAAACCGGUACUAUACAACCUGUACAAGCAAAACAUUUAUUUUCUUCACGUUUACUAUUGCGUUUUUAAUGAUGAAUUUAUACUUCUUGCAGUAAGGUUUUACAAAUGUCAUAAUUACGAAAUUUGAAGUCACAUUGGUAAAAAUUCGUGUACAUUUUUUUCUCCGUUGUAUUAACAUUAUUAACAUUUUAUAACGAAUACAUUAAUUACAACAACCAAGUAUGUUUUGUUUUCAUAAGCAGAGCAUGACGGUUAGAAUCGUUAAAACAUUUUCUACAUAUUUAGUUUAUAGUUAUUUUAGAGAACUUUUCAGUUUACCUAGUCAUAAAAUGCUUGGCCUACAAAACAUUCGACUGUUAAAAGCAUGUAGUUACCUAAAA